CAGAAAGGAGAUGCUAGUAAGUAGGCUAGUAAGUAUUAGCAUGAAGGAGGUGUGUCCAGGCUGCUGAUAGGGGCGUGACAUCUUCCUUAAAUGUGACUUGUCAUCGAUUUCCCAUCCAGUCCGUCUGCAGGAGCAACAACGGAACCUCUCUGUCUGAAAAUGGCCCAGUCAAUCCUCGACAAGAUGUCUGGAACCUCCACAGGAUCCGUGGAGAUCACAGACCCUCUGAACUACUGGGGUGGACAACGAGUGAAACCCCGACAGGAGAAGAACGCGGAGCCCGUGUUCGAGCCUGCAACUGGCCGAGUCUUGUGUCAGUUGUUCCCCUGUGGGUCCGAGGAGGUGGACGAAGCCAUGCAAAGUGCCCACGCCGCCUACCUAAAAUGGCGCAAGAUGGCCGGCAUGGAGAGGGCCCGUGUGAUGCUCGAGGCCGCCCGCAUUAUCAGGGAGAGAAGGGAGAAAAUUGCAAGGCUCGAAGUGAUCAACAACGGCAAGUCCAUCACUGAAGCCCUGGGGGAUAUUGAUGUUGCUUGGCAGACCAUUGAGUAUUACGCUGGCCUGGCUGGAACGCUCUCAGGCCAGCACGUUCAGCUUCCUGGUGGAGCGUUUGCUUACACCAUUAGGGAGCCCCUUGGUGUGUGCGUGGGAAUCGGUGCGUUUAACUACCCAUUCCAGAUUGCAGUAACGAAGUCUGCUCCGGCUCUUGCAUGUGGUAACGCCAUGGUGUUCAAGCCCUCUCCCAUGACUCCUGUGACUGCUGUCGUCCUGGCUGAAAUCUACAAAGAGGUGGGAGUCCCCGAUGGGCUCUUCUGUGUGGUCCAAGGCGGAGCAGAAACUGGCACCUUGCUGUGCAAUCACCCAAUGGUCGCCAAAGUCUCCUUCACCGGCAGCGUUCCAACAGGCAAAAAGAUCAUGGAAAUGUCCUCAAAGGGGGUGAAGCAGGUGACUCUGGAGCUUGGAGGGAAAUCUCCUCUGAUCAUCUUCAAAGACUGUGAGCUGGAGAACGCAGUGAAAGGAGCGCUUAUGGCUAACUUCCUGACGCAGGGCCAGGUGUGCUGCAAUGGGACCAGAGUGUUUGUGCAGAGAGAGAUCAUGCCACAGUUCCUGGAGGAAGUGGUCAAGAGGACCAAAGCCAUCCCUGUGGGCGACCCGCUGCUUGAUGGCACCCGGAUGGGGGCGUUGAUCAGCAAACCACAGCUGGAUAAAGCGCUGAAGUACGUCAGUCAGGCCAAGGCCGAGGGAGGCAAAGUGCUUUGUGGAGGAGAUCGUUUUGUCCCCAGUGACCCCAAACUGAAAGAGGGGUAUUUUAUGUCACCCUGUGUACUUGAUAACUGCAGAGACGACAUGACCUGCGUGAAGGAGGAGAUUUUUGGCCCCGUCAUGUCUGUCAUGCCCUUCGACACGGAGGAAGAAGUCAUCCGUAGGGCCAACAACACCACCUAUGGUCUGGCUUCAGGAGUCUUCACCAGGGACAUUUCUCGAGCACAUCGUGUGGCUGAGAAUCUGGAGGCAGGGAGCUGCUACAUCAACAACUACAACACCAGCCCUGUGGAAAUGCCAUUUGGAGGAUACAAGAAUUCAGGCUUUGGCAGAGAGAACGGCCAAGUGACAAUCGAGUACUACUCCCAGCUGAAGACUGUGGUGGUGGAAAUGGGCAACGUGGAGAGCCUCUUCUAAACUCAUCAGGUUGACAUUGGUGUGCCAGAACUGUGAAUGAAGCACUUCACUUCUCCCUUUACUAAUGUGCUAUGCAUCACAUAUUGAAUGUAGAGCAUGUAAUACUCUAAUCUUUGUACUGCCUUCAAGCAUGCAUAGUGAAAGCUGAAGAAAUGGACCAGAAUCGCUUGUUCCCUGCUUUACUCUUUGGUGUCUUUACCUAACGAGUGACCCUAUUUAGUAAUAUAUCUAAGGGUUUACUGAAAGACAGCCAAGAGCCUUAAUUAGAAAUUCUGUGUACAAAGACUGGGUGAUCAGAAUUAGGAGAAAACUUCUGUUAAACAUUUUUUUUUUUUAGGUUUUAUACUGUACACUUGAGUGAAACGUUAAUGGACAACCGCUUCCUUUUUCUCAAAAUAAAGUGUUUUUGAUGCAA
Acanthochromis polyacanthus (spiny chromis) is the source of this 2092-nucleotide messenger RNA. It is a transcript of the gene aldh9a1a.1, whose product is annotated as aldehyde dehydrogenase 9 family, member A1a, tandem duplicate 1. Bases 160 to 1677 code for a protein of 505 amino acids. Gene Ontology annotation, molecular function: 4-trimethylammoniobutyraldehyde dehydrogenase (NAD+) activity; aminobutyraldehyde dehydrogenase (NAD+) activity. Lineage: Eukaryota; Metazoa; Chordata; Actinopteri; Pomacentridae. The transcript has 12 exons. The record is from RefSeq and is a predicted model, not a curated record.